ACCAACAAUAAAACACAACGUCUGUUUCUGGGAGGAAGUGAGGUUUUGAAGGGAGUUUAGAAGCGAAAGAGAAGACGAGUAGAAUUAAAAACUCUUAGAACUAAAAUCACAUUUCAAACUUCAAUUCCCACACGUGUGCUUACUUCGUGUGCGUUCUUCUCCCAUUUCCGUCAUGGCUUCAAUUUCCGGAUCUCAAUCGGGAGGCAAAAUGGUUCGACACCGCCGUACCGCCAGAACCCGUACUCCGUACGACCGACCCGCCCCAUCUCAAUCUCAGUCUCAGCCUCAUAGCCCUAAUUGGCUUUCACGUUUCGUUAUCUCUCCCACUCGUUUCAUUGCCUCUGGUGCCGGAAAGCUCUUGUCCUCUGUUUUGGAUCUUGAAUCUUCUUCCGCUGCCUCGUCUUCUUCGGAAAUUUCUUCCCCCUCCUCGUCUUCUUCUUAUGCUGAUUCGGUUGCUGAGGAAGUUGGUGAUUUUGAUGAUGAAAGUUACGUCCCUUUAGAAGACGAAGUUCCGUUCAAUGAGGGUGGGACAUCAGAACCUAUUAAUUUAUCUGCGAAGGAGCUCCAGCCAUUAGUUGUUAAUAGCAAAAGCAAGCAUAACAUCGAGCAGCUACUUAUGCAGGAGUCAUUCUCAAGGGAAGAAGGUGAUAGGUUGAUUAAAAUAAUAAGAUCAAGAGUUGUGGAUUCUCCUGCAAAUGAAGAUGGGGGUACAAGGCCAAGGGAUAUACACAACACGAUUCUUGCAAGUGGCUCACCUGAGCUCUGCAGUGCUGCUGUUAUGGAGGCAAAAAAAUGGUUGCUGGAAAAGAAGUCUGGAUUAGAUUCAAAUUAUGAUUUAGGUUAUGGAAGUCAUAGUUUGAAUUUGAUUGCACCACCACAAGCUCCCAAAGAUGAAGGAUCGCCUGUGGAUGUGGCUAAGUCAUAUAUGCGAGCCCGCCCUCCAUGGGCAUCUCCGUCUGUAGACCAUACCAAGCCUUCAACACUUUCCGGAAUUCAACUCUUUAAAGAAGAAACACCACAUCUAUUUGGUGGCAAUUCUACGUCAUCCUCCAAGUUUAAAAGGGAUUCUUCUGCUACUGGGUCAUGGAGUAUUAAGGAUGAAAUAAGAAGAGUUAGAUCCAGGGCAACAGAGGAGAUGCUUAGAACAGUUCCCUCCUCAAAAAUCGAUUGGUCUGCAUUUGCUGCGGAGCAUAAAAGUAAUGUAAACUCAUCUGCAAUUGAAAAUAUUGGAAGUAGUUUGGGAGAAAAAGUACAUAAUUUUUCAAAUUUAGUAGAUAAAUCUGCAAACCUGGGCAGUGGAUUGGGUUCUCAGGCCUCUCCAGACUUGCAGAAUAAACUGGAUGGACACCAACCUGAAUCUGUGCUUCCUGAACCAACUAAUAUUAUUUCUGAACAGAAUCAGGGCUUUGUAGCUGUUCAGAAGACCAAAGGUACCCAAGAUGACCGCAAAGAAACAACUACUUCAGUACUAAGAGACGGGUCCUCAGAUAACUUGCACAGGGAUGGUGGUCUUGUUAAAGUCAAUGGCAUGAACGACACAAAUGAGUCUAAGCAUCAGUUAGACCCAGUUGAAGAAAAUAGGGAAGUUUUAAAUUCUAGAUUGCAAGAUGGAAAUCUCUCAGAAUUCAAAGAGAAGUUUGGAGCAGAAGAUGCAUCGUCAAAUGGAUUUCCUUCAUCAGGGCCCAGUGUCUAUCCAGGGAAGGUCACCGAACAGAACUCUAAAACAUUGAAUAAGGAACCAAGUACAGUCGAUUCAAGUCAGGAGAGGAUAGCUCAGGGUGUUCUUGAGCAAGAGACUUGUAAAAUGUCGCACGGAUCUAGUGAGGUGCCUGAUGUGAGUGUAGACAAUACUGUUGCUUUCAAAGAUGACGGUGUUGCUACUGGGUCACAGAACAGCUCCAGUGUACAGUAUGAGGUUCAACAGAACAGUUCUCAGCAAGGUUCAGAAUUAGGUUUGGCAGCCACACCAUCUAGUAUUGCUAAGCAAAAGGGUAAAAGAUUGACUAGAUACAACAGAAGGGACAGGAGCAGGGGUGCCAAAUGAUGCAGGUUGUAUUUUGUAUGUUAAAUUGUAAGUUACCGCUAGCUUGAAAAUAGGGAUUAUGCAGGUCAUUUGUUGAGGUUAAUAAUGUUCACAAAUGAGCCUACAUCAAUUUAGGCAGUAUUUUUAAUUCAUUUGCUUUCUGUUCUUUGGUGUUUACAUCCACGGAAAUUGAGCUCAGGGAACUGAAUGUAUUAUCUGUAAAAAUGUUGAAUUAGUGACAUGGAAGUUCUUAUUUUCCUAUUUAACUAACUGAUGGAUUUGCAUGCACAAGCAUGUGCAACCUGAAUGGUGAAACUGGCCCUUGACAGUCAGGCUUCAUGGGGGUCCUCCAUCACAAGCCAUGAUCAGGACUUGGGCGGUUAGAAUUUGCACUUCACUGCACAACAGAAGGUAAAGUAGUUGAAGAUGAUAAUAAUAUGUAAGGAUGCUUGUUAGUGUCUGUGUGACGAUGAUAAUAAUGUGUAAGGAUGUUUGUUUGUGUGUUUGUGGCGAAAGGUCACUUGAUUUAAUUGUAUUAUUUUUUAUUUUA
Cicer arietinum (chickpea) is the source of this 2573-nucleotide messenger RNA. RefSeq lists its product as uncharacterized. Gene Ontology annotation, cellular component: nuclear envelope. Gene Ontology annotation, biological process: nuclear membrane organization. The record is from RefSeq and is a predicted model, not a curated record. Lineage: Eukaryota; Viridiplantae; Streptophyta; Magnoliopsida; Fabales; Fabaceae.